AUGCGCAUCGUCAUAGUUCCCGGCAACGGCUGCGACAACAUCCUCGACGCCAACUGGUACGCGUGGCUCGACAAGCGGCUGCGCGACUGCGGCCGCUUUGAUGAGGUCGUGUGCGAGACCAUGCCCGAUCCGCAUAAAGCGCGGCGGUCUGUGUGGCUACCCUUCAUGCUCUCCACGCUCGGCUGCUCUCGGCCCGACACCAUAGUGGUCGGCCACAGCAGUGGCGCGGUUGCGGCGAUGCGGCUGCUGGAGGAGCACCGGCUCGCCGGAUGUGUGCUCGUUUCUGCAUGCCACACCGACCUCGGCGACGCUGGUGAGGCGGCGUCGGGCUACUACCCGCCCUCUGGAGGCGAAUGGAAGUGGUCCCAGAUUCGCAAACACGCCGCCGGGAACAUCGUGAUUCUCCACAGCGACAACGACCCGUUCAUCCCGCUUCCCGAGGCGCAGCACGUGGCCGAGAGCCUCGGCGUCCCGCUUCGUGUGCAGCCGGGCCGCUCGCACUUCUUUUCGGCGGGCGAGGACCUGGUCGAGGCCUGCCUCGCGGCGGCGGAUGCGGCCGUCUCCGCGGAGGCUAGCGGUUCGACAUGA
Molecule: messenger RNA, 588 nt
Organism: Emiliania huxleyi CCMP1516
Lineage: Eukaryota; Haptophyta; Isochrysidales; Noelaerhabdaceae
Exons: 1
Coding region: 1-588 (195 amino acids)
Molecular function (GO): hydrolase activity
Source: RefSeq, a predicted model, not a curated record